Molecule: messenger RNA, 596 nt
Organism: Penaeus vannamei (Pacific white shrimp)
Lineage: Eukaryota; Metazoa; Arthropoda; Malacostraca; Decapoda; Penaeidae
Source: RefSeq, a predicted model, not a curated record
AUGAAAAAUAGCAUAAAAUGGACAUACCGCAUUGCGAAGACCCACAUUCACGUAACAUCACCGAAGGGGAAAACUCGGUCACAAGAGGAUCAAGGCAGUCCUGUUGGCAUGGCAUUCCCUGACGUCAUGGCAAGGGCGGAGUUUUUCUUGGACUUUGUAUUUGCACUGGCCGUCCUUGUGGUCGUCGCCAUCGCCCGUCCAGAUAGCCCUCCUACCUAUGGCUACUCUGCUCCCACACCCUCUUAUGCACCACCCGCCAAGUACGACUUCAACUACGCCGUCAACGACCCACCAUCGGCCAACGACUUCGGACACCAGGAAGCCCGUGAUGGCGACAACACACAGGGAUCCUACUACGUCCUUCUUCCCGACGGUCGUCUGCAGAAGGUGACCUACAAUGUGAACGGAGACUCCGGUUACGUGGCUGAUGUGACCUACGAGGGAGAGGCUCAGUACCCCACCCCAAAGGCCUCCUAUGGUCCUCCUCAGCCAUCCUACAAGCCCCCCACCCCUUCCUAUGCUUAGGAUUUAGUGCCUCGAAUAUUUAUUGAUCUCGAUUCUUUGUAAAUAUUAAAUAUUAAACAAGCAUGAUUUAA